Debaryomyces hansenii CBS767 is the source of this 474-nucleotide messenger RNA. RefSeq lists its product as uncharacterized. The record is from RefSeq and is a predicted model, not a curated record. Lineage: Eukaryota; Fungi; Ascomycota; Pichiomycetes; Serinales; Debaryomycetaceae. The transcript has a single exon. Gene Ontology annotation, cellular component: endosome. Gene Ontology annotation, molecular function: phosphatidylinositol-3-phosphate binding. The coding region runs from base 1 to 474 and encodes 157 amino acids.
AUGACUGCAUCAAACAGAAGGGGCAGUACGCAUAGAAACUCAGUGACUCAACUAAAUAAGGUAUUGCCGGUUCCUAUACAAUUAGAAGAUGAAACAAGCUCGGGGCAUUUCAAUUCCACAUCUCAUAUAACGGACGUUUUGGUGGGAGACUAUCAUGUAAUACAAGGGGAGGGAGGAUCAUCGUACGUGGUAUGGUCGAUACGGAUUAUAGUGGAUGAUUCUGUUUAUUCAUCGAUGGUGAUAUAUAAAAGGUACAGUGAUAUUCAAAGAUUCAGAGAAGCACUUCUCGAACAUUAUCCUAACACUGAGAUCCCUCCAUUACCUCCCAAAGAUAACUUCAGCUUCCAAAGAUUGCUGAUGUCGGACUACUGGCUAGAGAAUAGACGCAAGGGACUACAGUGGUUCAUGACAAAUGUAAUGUUGAACCCGAAGCAUCAGCAUUCACCGGUGAUAACUCACUUCAUUUUGAACUAA